GAUAAGACUUCAUAGCUGAAGAAUUCUUUUCAAAAUGAGUUCAAUAAAAAAUUUAAUAACAAAAAAAAUCACUAUGAGAACGUAGUUAUACUAUGUGCUUCUACACAAAGACAGGAGACAGUGUUUAUUCCAGUAUCUAUGUGAAAAGCAAAGUAAAAAUGCAUCACCAAUAAAAUAUCCAUAUACAGAUGAGCUGAAAGUACAGUAAAAGUGUGGUAAUACCAACUGACUUGUUGAUGAUUUCUCUCUUGUUGGAAUGAAGAUUGCCAUGUACAUGUGCAUCAAAUAAAGUAACAUCUUCAGAUUGGAGAGCUUUCUGGAAAUCAAAGGCAAAUCAAAAGUAUCCCUGGAAUUAUCAGGAGAUAGAGUAGCAGAGUAGCUCUGGACUCUGGAGGAGAUAAUACUCACAGAUUCAAAUAUAAGUGUUAGAGUCAUGAUGAUACAUAACUGAUGUCACAAUGAUCUGAUGUCACAAUAACAAUUGAUGUCAUGAUGUUAUCACAGGGCGACAAUUGUGUGAUUUUUGUGGAAAAUGCUUGGAAGAAGGACCUAUGUAGAAACUGUCUACGUCCCAAGAUAGAACACAAUGUUGGGAGCACAGCAUCUUUAUUGAGAAAACCUCCCAAAUCACAAACUAGCAUCGAUGAAAAACUUACACAUGGUAAAAGGAAGGAGCCAAAUGUUACUAGAAAAGUUCUCGGGUCCUCUAGUUUAAGCCAAUCAAGUUUCACAUCAAAGCCAACAACAACAAAACAGGCUAAAAGUGCACUGAAAAGAUCUAAUGCAGGGCAAAAUAAAUCACUAAAUGUUGGAUUCAGCAAAAGUGAGGAUUUAAUUGGGACAAAUGGUGGGAUACUCUAUAGCAGUGAAGAUGAUGACAUUGAAAACAAUAAUAAUGCCAACAGCGACGACUCAAAUGAUGAACCUAUGUCAUCAGAGGAGCGAGAAAUGGCAAAAUUAACUUUCGAAAACACAAACUGGAAUUCUGAUCCUCAUAACCUCAAAGUGAAGACAAAUGGAAACAUCAUCAAGCGUGAGGUGAUUCAACCUGCAAAAGAUCCUGCUUUACACACAAGAAAAUCGCCACCACCUCAAGCUUCUCAAACUUUCAACAGAAUAACAAAUAUUAACAUCAAAGAAGACACUGACAAUGCUCCUCCAAGACUCAGAGUAUCUGAGCAUGAAUAUUCUGAAAUCGCUGAAAUUCAACGAACAAGUGCGGAGAUUUCGAGAAAGUUUAACGAUCAUGAUUAUAGUUCAUUAUCCAGCAGGGAGGGCACCCCUGAGAGAUCUCAGGGAGCAUACUAUAAUGAAAAACCUGUUCCCUCAGGUCAUACAUAUUCUGAGGUACUCUACAACAAAGCUGCAGCGAGCCUUGACUCUGAUAGUAUCGCAUCUUCAAUGUCAAUUUCAAGCAAUAAAGGGUCAUCAGAAAACAGUGGAGACAAUGCCUCAAAAACUGACAUCUCGUCAGAUAGAGGAACCCCAACUAAAGAUGAUAACGACUUUCCAGAUGCUACACCAUAUAAAGUUGUAGAUAUUGAAUUGAAAGACAGUAAUCCAGUUCCUUACACUGUGGUUGAUGUAUCAUCUAUUGAUGCAGCACCAAUUCAGAAUGAGGCUCCUAAAGUGCCAGAAUUGCCCCCGCCAAAUGAUGAGAAGAAAAAGAAGAAAGGAUCAUUCCUCUUCAGACACUUUAAAAAAUCAGAUAAACAAAAUGUGGAAUUGAAAUCAAAGAUCACUAUAGAUGCAGAUAACACGGAUACUUAUCAAAAGUCAAACAGUCCAACAAAACCAGGCGAAUCCUUCAGGAAACUCAAUAAUGACUUUACAACAAAUUUUACACCACAGUCAUCUUUCCUGCAUAAUAAUGUAGCAGCCAGGAAUGCAAUUAACUCUGACAAAUCAAAACUGACUUUGGAUAAUCCAAAUGAGCAAUCUGACAUCAAGCCAUUGCAACCUGAUUUUAAAAUAACAAAACAAAUAAAUAUUGCCCCUGACCCAUCUAAAUGUCCGGCUACAACUGGUAUACGUGAAAGCACUGGAUCACAUGCAUAUGAACCUAUUGAUGAACCAACAAUAUCAAAAGCAAUAUCCAACCCACCCCUAAAAGCUGAAAACCCAAAAGUUGAACCAGAUGAUAAGCUUAAUGCUGACAACCAGAAACCCAAAGAGGGCACAAAUAAUCCAGAGAAGCGUACAAGUACUGGAGUCAAACAAACAAUUCCAAAAGAGUUCCAGGAAAAGAUCUUAAGUAUUGCUAAUAAUGUUGACUUUAAAACAGGGAAAGCGAGACCCCUGAGACCUGCCCCACCACCUCCUCCUCCACCAACACAAUCCCAACAACCCCCACAGUCCCCACCUGUUUCAGACAUGCACGUUGUCAAUGUACCUGAGGGUAAACUUGGAUCUCCUUCUAACAAGAAAAAGUUUGGAGUGAAAACCACAGAAAUUCAAGAUCCAGUCCCUGGAAAUUCUAAGAAAACCAAAAAGUCUGGGAAGUCAUUUUUUAAGAAGUUCUUAAGAAAGGGAAGUAACCUGGAGCCGAGUAGUUACAACUUUGGUAAUUCUGGUUCAAGUGAUAUUCCUGGCAAUACUAUUGUGACAGAUAGUGACAAUUCUGGUGGUUCUACCGACGAUGAAAUGGAACACGAAGCAAUCCCGGAAUGCACCAGUGACCAACAGGGUGGGGAUGUUCAACUUAUCAAAUCAAAAUUCAUUUCAACUUUCGCGACAAAAAACGACAAUCUUUGUAAUCCCAAUAAAGAUAAGUUGACCAAAGUAACACUAAAAUCUACUGAUUCUAUAUGUGAAUCUUCCACUGAUACUGUGCAUAAGCCUACUCUCAAAAAGAGUGCCUCCUACUCAAUGGGAACUUUCGAUGAUAAAAUAUUAACAGACACGGAGGGUGAGCCCAGAAGAAAGAACAGUGUUCAAGACAGGAUUAAUAGAUACCGUGAAGCCACCUCCCAGGAGAGUACCCCAGAGAAGCCUAUCAAUAACACCAGGAGACCACGGAGGACCCCAUCUAUGAAAUCACCUCCCCCAUCCCCUCCUGUGAAAAAAAAUCCAAACAUUAUUCCAAGAAAACAAUCAGAUUCAGAGACAGACACAGCCUCGUCAUCUCUACUGUGUCAUAGUAACCCAAAAAGUCCUAAGGGCAAAAUCAAAACUAAACAUAUUGGCAAAUUACGCCAGAACAGCUCUCCUGCACUGACUAUCAGUGCCCCUAUUCUUCAUAGCAACCUAAAACGUGCAGCUUCAAUUAAUGAGAACACAGAAGCGACAGCAUCUGCCUGUGCCCAACAGAGAAAGACCAGACCUGUUGUGUAUAACAAAAAGAAGGCUGGAUCUGACAAUGAGGUGAAAAGGUCAAGGUCAGCAAGCGGUGGUCUGCCUGGUCCAAGAUCUUUGAGAUCACCCAGUCCUGUAAGACCCCCGCAACCUCUUUCUAGAGUGCGCUCAGUUACAGAUGGACUAAUCGGAGCUAGUUUCAAGCGACCAACACGGCCACCCCCUCCUAAACGAGAAGAUCUAGUUUCACCAGUCAAGCAGGAGGCAGAGUGUGACAUUGGUGAAUGUGACAACAAAGAGAUGAAUGAUAGGACUGACAACACUCAUGUACAUUUGGAGGGUGUGUGUCAAGAUGAUGUUGCCCCUAUAGAGGAUAUUCCCAAUUCACCCCCUCCCGUUCCCCCUCACUCUGAUCUCCAUGGCUAUGAGCCUGUCACCCUCCCCGAUGAUCCAACUUUACAGAGCAACAACAUUAACAUCAACGAACCUCACAAAUUGAAGAUUCUCACAGGACAUAGCACCGAUAACAUUUAUGAUAUGAUAAACGAAUAUGCCGUUACGGAAAAUGGAAAUAUGUCCCAGAAUUCCUCAUCGACAAAUUCACCUGCGUCUACAUCUUCAUCUCCUGAUGAAUACCUUGUACCUGUGAAAUCGCCUCCAAGUGACCAUAAUGCUAAUUGUAAAGUGACCCAACAUAAAGACAGUGAAGACUCUGACAGUGAUAAUAAUGAGGCUAACAACAAUGUACCAACAGGACAAGAGACUGACAAUGAACCUCGCCCAAAACCAGCUCCAAGGAGGUUGAUUCCACGCACACGCAGCACCAGCGAGACAUAUAUUCUCAUGUAUAAUGGCACGCAGCAUGAAUACGAUAACAUACCAACAGAGAAUGCACCCACUAACAUUUCAGAAGGUUUCGAACGGAUAUCAGAACUCAACAGUAAAGCAUUUCAAAGUAUAACAGAGACAAUUGAAAUACCUGUUAGAAAGGAGAGUGUAUAUAAGAGACAUUAUGGACUUUCAGAUUUUGUGAUAAAGACAGAGGAAGGGGUAUACAUACAUGAUGAUAUUUCGCUGUUCCCUGCAUCUCUCCAGAAGAUACCGGACCGGAAAUGUGUCCUUAUGAUUUCAAAAAAGGUGUUGCCAGCAGAUAUCAUCAGCUUCAGUCAUUCUAAUGUCGUCAAUGUCCAAAAUACCUUCAUAGACAAGGCGCCAUCUAUAUUACUCCACCCAUCACUACAGGAUACAAACCAUGCUGGAGAACCGCUUAACAUGCAUGCUUCUUUGGGUAUACUUAUGUAUGACUCUGUAGAGACUUUAUCAGAAUGUUUAGAGCUAACAAGACAUGUUUAUAAGGAUAAGAUUGAUCUCCAUGAGCGUAGUGCCUGUUUCAUAAUGUUACAAGUGUUACAUAGUGUGCAGUACUUACAUGAACGAGGCUACACAUGUGACAGUUUCUCAACUAAGGACACCCUUGUGGCAAUAUCCCAAAACAAUGAAAAACAUGUGAUAGUCUGCCCAGUUCUACGUAAGCAGAUAUCUGCUGACCAGGAGUGGCAGAACACAACAGAUGGACUUGCUAAUUUAGUUUCAGAACUCUGUGAUGUUCAGUACACUGGAAAACGAACAUCAAGAACCAGUGAUCUUUAUAGCUCAAGGACCCCUUAUACACGAGGACUUUUCAAAGUAUUGCAGUUAUUAUACCAGGGGUCUUCUGAGUGCCUCAAAAAAUGCAUGACAAUUUUAGAGUUUAUGCUAUGGGGUCCUUGUGAAGAGGAUAUAAAAACGAUGACCCUAGCAGAGGAUCGAGUUCAAGCAUUUCAUGUUUGGCUUACUGUUGAGCAAACUCGUAUCUUAAAUGAUACAACAAUCAAACUACUGAAUGGGACAGGGAAGUUAAGAUUAGAGGAAAUAUUACAGACAAAAUACUUGAACCAGUCCAAUGGACAGAGCUUAUUUCAAACAACAAGAUUGUUAUUCAAGUGAUCCCAAUACAAAGAAGAUAGCAAUAAAGUGGCCUUCCUGUCAACCUAGGCUGUGUGGGCUCACUGUUUGUUACUGUGUGAAUACUUUGGGGUAGAGAUUGAGACACUGUUUGGUUAUAUGGUUGGCAACAAAAAUAGUUUGACAGCAAAUCCCACAUCAGACCAAAUAUAAAAAUAGAGCUAAAAAAGUUGCCAUGUGGUGGCAAAUGGUGAGCCCACAUGGCUAUUGACAGCUAUUUUAAGGGAUGAACCUGAGAAAUUGGUACUUUCAGAAAAGGUGGAAAAUAACUUUUCUAUAAAGGUUUAUUGCAUGGAGAUACAAUAUAUGUCAGUUCCUAAUGACAAUGCUGAAUAAGUUUAAUAAUCUUAGAUAUUAUCAUAUUAAUACAGUAAACUGUUAUCUGGACUUAACAUACAUACUACAGAUACUGCAUAGGUUAUAAUUAACCCUAGAAGCCCUAAGGUUGAAAAAGUCACAGGAAAGUACCCUAAUGGGGUCAAAAGCCCCCCCCCACCACUUAAAUCAUAAUAAAUUAAUUACCCCAUGUACAACUCUCUCAGAACAUGUGUGUUAUAUCUGUAGCUCCAGGUACUGGUGAGAAUUUGAGGAUCCUACAUGAUGCCUAUAUCAGGGGACCCCUCCCCCAUAGGCCUUCUAGGGUUAAUGUGCAUUUCGUUCAUCCCAGCUAUCAAAGUGACAUAAAAUCAUCAAUGAAUAAAAUCAUCAAUGAAUAAAAUCAUCAAUGAUGAUCAUUUCCAUAAUGAGAAGAUGUAACUAUAAGAAGUAAAAUUGUAAAAAUAUAUUUCAAAUGUUUGCAUCUGACACAUACAUUGUAUUAGCACAUAAUUAUUUAACAAAGUAUGAUAAUAUAAAUGUUAUUGCAAUGUAAAAUAUGAGAGUGAACAGUAAAUGCAUUUAAUACUAUAUGAUGCUCAACCCAAAUAUUCUUCAUCUGAUAUUCAUAUUACAUGUACUUAUCCAUAUACUAUUUUUAUGUAGCUUAAUGUAAAAUACAUAUUUAAAAUGGAACCUAUUAAAUGAAAACG
Owenia fusiformis is the source of this 6326-nucleotide messenger RNA. Lineage: Eukaryota; Metazoa; Annelida; Polychaeta; Sabellida; Oweniidae. The record is from the annotation of a GenBank genome assembly.